This is a messenger RNA of Melanaphis sacchari, 1667 nucleotides long. It is a transcript of the gene Bmcp, whose product is annotated as mitochondrial uncoupling protein Bmcp. NCBI's taxonomy places the organism in Eukaryota, Metazoa, Arthropoda, Insecta, Hemiptera, Aphididae. The coding region runs from base 655 to 1542 and encodes 295 amino acids. The record is from RefSeq and is a predicted model, not a curated record. Gene Ontology annotation, biological process: transmembrane transport. The transcript is spliced from 9 exons.
UCGUUAUCUAAAGUACCCGAGUACCGGCCGUUCCGAUUCCGACUUCCGAUUUUAAUACUAAUUUUUAUUCUUAUGAAACAACCAAAGAAUUGUUGUGUUAGAUCAACGACGAAACCGUCUAUUUAAUAUUUAUUACUGUAGUAUGUUAUAUUCUAUUAUACCGAACAAAACAGUAGAUUGAGUAUAACGGUUAAAGGUAACUAUCGUCUAUCUACUCUAUCUUAUUGCUUACAGUUAUUUUUUCCAACUACUGUCGUUUAAAUGAGAUAUUGCUUCGAUAAACGGAUUGUGAACACAUAAUAUUAAUGUCGAAAACCGCAGAGAAACUUACUGUUAAUGCCCACAUCUGAGUGCAGAAAUAUGUGAAAAACUUUAUUUUAUAUAUGAUUAUGUGCUCAAAUAAGCAUCUUUAUUUUAUGAAAACAUCAGAACGGCUGUUUAGCUUUAUUUUCAAAGAAACUCGUGAAAUAAACAUGUCUUCAUCAUUAAAUAUAAAAGGUUAUAUAUGGGUCGUAGACACUGCAAAUAUAGCGUUGUAUAAUAUGAUUAGAUUUGUAAUCAAAACAAUCAAUAAGAGGACGUCGAUAUUUUAAUCCUAAGUUUAAACAGCAUUUGUUCUAGAAGAAAAAUAUUUUGAUCAUUAUUUUUAGUGUGAUGGAAAAAAGAGAGUGGCCACUAUUUGUGUAUGGUGGUCUAUCAUCCUGUAUUGCUGAAUUUAGUACUUUUCCUAUUGAUACAACCAAGACUAGACUGCAAGUUCAGGGGCAAUUGGAUGGACAGUUCAAUAAAAUUAAAUACCGUGGAAUGGUCGAUGCUUUUUGUCAAAUUUAUAAGCAAGAAGGUUUCUUAUCGCUUUAUUCUGGAAUUAGUCCUGCUUUAAUCCGUCAAUCUACAUAUGGUUCAAUUAAAUUCGGAACAUAUUAUACAUUAAAACAAGCAACUAAUGAAUAUCUACAAGUGACCGAAGAUGUAGCUGUAAAUUUUGGGUGUGCUAUAUGCGCUGGAAUAAUAUCAGCAUCUAUUGCUAAUCCUACUGAUGUGCUUAAAGUCAGACUUCAGGCUUUGGGUCGAGAUAAAACGGGAAUUUUUUUAAAUACUAACGUUUUUAAAUGUUUUCGUUACAUUUAUGUACAUGAAGGAAUCAAAGGUUUAUGGAAGGGAGUCGGACCAACGUCACAACGAGCUGCAAUUAUUGCAGCUGUUGAAUUGCCAGUAUAUGAUUAUUGUAAAGACAAGUUGAUGGAAGUUUUUGGAAAUCAUAUAUUCAAUCACUUAAUUUCAAGUCUUAUAGCUAGUUUUGGAAGUGCUGUUGCAUCUAAUCCUAUUGAUGUUAUAAGGACUAGACUGAUGAACCAGAAAUAUAAUAGAAAUACUCAGGCUGUUCAACAGCACAUCUACAAAGGAAGUAUUGAUUGUUUAAUAAAAACUGUGAAGUAUGAAGGAGUUCUGGCACUGUACAAGGGUUUUAUUCCCACUUUUGUUCGAAUGGGACCUUGGAACAUAAUAUUUUUUGUGAUUUAUGAAAGACUGAAAACAAUCUAAGUUUUAAGCCUAUUGAAUUUAAAUAAUAUAGAGUAUCCAUUGAGUUAAACUUAAUUGUUAUCAUCUAUUUAAUAUAUGAGUGUUUCAUAUUUUAAUUGUAAUAUAAAAAUAAUAAAAGACAAAUU